AAGAGGUGAUCGUCCUAACUGCUCGAGUGCAUCCUGGAGAGAGUAAUUCCUCGUGGGUGAUGGAGGGGGUACUCAACUUUCUACUGGGAGACUCGCCUGAGGCACGCUUGUUGCCUGAAGUUCAUAUUCAAAAUUGUGCCAAUGUUAAAUCCUGAGGGAGUCAUACAUGGAAAUCAGCGGUGUGGCUUGACAGAUGAAGACCUUAACCGUCGAUGGCGGGCCCCUGACCCCACCCUCCACCCAACCAUUUACCAUGCUAAGUCGCUGCUAGAAUACCUGACAACAGUAGUAAAGCUGAAGGUCCGUGUGUUCUGCGAUUUCCACGGUCACUCCCGCCAAAAGAACGUCUUCAUGUACGGCUGUUCUCGCCUCCAGUCCUGGUGGCCGGGUGACAGGGAUCUCCCUGAUAGUCCUGACUUUAUGCUUUUGCCACAACUCGCUCAAAACUGUAUGGGGACAUUUUCCCUGCGUGACUGCCACUUCUUAAUAGAGCGAGCGAGGGAGGCCACAGCUCGUGUGGCCGUGUGGAGGCAGUUUGACAUUCCCAUGUCUUACACAAUGGAGGCAUCUACCUGCGGCUGUGAUCAAGGUCCAUAUAAAAACAACCACCUUAGCACAAAACAAUUAUUAGAGUCAGGUGAAGGCUUCUGUCUUGCCCUCUCUUAUCUUGUCUCUGCCCCAGAAGCUGUCAACUCUCAGCUCAAACUCAAUUCAGACAGGAUUGACUGUCGCUUCAGAGUGGUAUCUGAGAGAAACCUUGGAGAUUUUUCUCACGAAGUUGUCUUCUGGAGCGGAGAUUUGGACGACGACCUCGACUCUGAUGAUGACCUUGACCUGGAUCUUUAUGGUCCUAUGUAGUUCUUUCCCUCCACUAGUGUUGGACUUAUCUAAACCACUAGAGAUAGAUCCAAGUAGAUAUUUUGUUGAUGUUUUCAUGUAGAUUUUUUUAUUAAUGUUUACUAUGGUAUUUCUUAUUUUUGGUAACUGAACACAAGGUGGGCUUACCGGCACCACUCCCCAGUACUAGUGAGGGGGACUGUGUUAAGCCCUGAGCAGAAUGCCUGCAUCCUUGACUUGAAAAUGAGAGCGAAUGAGGGUAGAAUUUAUAUUCUUCAUUCCGACUACUCAGCAUCAUUCAGGAAAGAGUUUGUGAUAUCAUUAAAAGAAUUAAUUACUGACUUGUUAAAAAUACUGUACUAUAAUUGCACGAAAUCUUUUGCUCCCAAGGAAGUCAUUUGACAGGUAAUAUAUAUAUUUUGUCAAUUGUUAAUGUUUACAUAGUUUAUAUACUGUAUUUAUGAAAAUAUCCGUUUGUUUUGAUUAAGAAAAAAUGGGAUGCAGCUCUGCAUAAUGGAUUUUUAUUAUUAAAGUACUCAAGUGACAUGUUUUACACUUUCUUGUUGAAUAUGGAGCAAAAUUUUAUAAUUAAAUUAUUUAUCAACAA
Homarus americanus (American lobster) is the source of this 1444-nucleotide messenger RNA. RefSeq names its product cytosolic carboxypeptidase 1-like. Lineage: Eukaryota; Metazoa; Arthropoda; Malacostraca; Decapoda; Nephropidae. Gene Ontology annotation, biological process: protein side chain deglutamylation; C-terminal protein deglutamylation. Bases 142 to 858 code for a protein of 238 amino acids. The transcript is spliced from 6 exons. The record is from RefSeq and is a predicted model, not a curated record.